UUUGUGGAGAUCAGAAAAACGACAGCGCGAUAAAAAUUAGUAUUGUUGCACUUCACAAAUUAAUGACCAUGAGUUCCUACUUGAUAAACUCCAACUAUAUCGAGCCUUCCUUUCCUCCAUGCGACGAAUAUCAGCAGAGCGGAUACAUCCCCAACCCUGGUGAUUACUACGAGCGGCCAAAAGAUACGGGCUUCCCCCAUCACGACGAACCAUCCUAUCCGAGGUCAAACUACACAGAAUCGGGCUACGAUUACGGUAACGUCCCCGCCACGGGACUCGAUGAUUUCGGCGAGGGGCAUCACGCACAACCGCAACCGGUUCCACAGAGCCACGGUCCUCGCCUCACCGCGGCCCCAGAUGGUGGCGCAGGGGCAAAUGCCAGCAAAGACUGCAGCCUUGCCAGUGAGGUAUAUCCCGGCGUACCGAAGGGCAAGGAGCCGGUGGUCUAUCCUUGGAUGAAAAAGGUUCACGUUAGCACCGUCAAUGCCAGUUACAAUGGAGGAGUGCCCAAGAGGUCCCGCACUGCCUACACCCGCCAGCAGGCUCUGGAGCUGGAGAAGGAGUUUCACUUCAACCGGUACCUGACCCGGCGCAGGCGGGUGGAGAUUGCGCACACCAUGUGUCUGUCCGAGCGCCAGGUCAAGAUCUGGUUUCAGAACCGGAGGAUGAAGUGGAAGAAGGAGCACAAGCUUCCCAACACCAAGAUCCGCUCCUCCAGCUCGGCCUCGUCCUCAGCCUCGGGGGCCCAGCAGCAGCAGAUCAAAACAGGCCAGCAGCUUGUCCCCACGCCGUGCACCGCAGGCCUAUAGUGCAUGAACGAACCCCCACCCCAUAAAAAAACCCAAUCCAGACUGAGAUGGCAAAUAACACAAGUGGAAUUUGUUGGACCGAUUCUCAGUAUUUUACACACAUGGUGUUAUCUCCUUCACCUUGCCUCUGCCAUUGGGCCCCUGUCACGUCCUUUGUACCCUUUCCCUCUCCGGUCGUCCUCGCCCUCAUCAUAUAAGCUUGAAAAUUCACCUUUAAUUGCCAACGGUGGCAACUGAAGUGUUUAUAUAUUUGUUUAUUAUUAUGAAAGAAGGAUUACGCACACUCAGACGUAGGACUUGGAUCAAAAUGUAUCAUUACAGUUAAAGUUGAGUGAGGUAAAAGUAAGUUUGAACUCGUUUUUUUCUAUGUUCUGUUGGAUUAUUGUUUUUCUGUUUUGUAUUAUUGCUCAUGGAGAGUUCUAAUAUACUUGAAAGAUAUUUAGCGAGACUCUAUAGAUGCCUGUUUAGAGAACCAGGCGGCUGUUUUAGAGGUAUGGCAUCGGUCAGAGUAACAGUGUAGUUUGUGUGUUUGAGUGGGUUGGUUUACUGUUGAAUGUAGUCCAUGUGACUUUCACAUUUUAAUGUACAUAGACGAAUCAUAAUGAAGGCACAAUAAUGAAAGCAUUUCGUCAAGUAGAAUUCCGUUUGUUGGUGUUGUAAGGUCUAGUUUUAUUUGUGCUAGUGCGUCCCAUGUUGUGCUGUGUUCUAAACUGUGAAUAUUUGUAUGUGUUGUCUCAGUAAUGACCGUUGUGAUGUGUAGGCUAGUGUAGGAUCAAAUUGUCCUUGUGAAAUAAAUAUGUACUUCACUUAUAAGGCUGACAUUGCUUUUGAUAUUUUGUCACAGCAAAUUCAGAUUUGAUUUGAGCGCACCAUGCUUUGUUAAAGCCGUGCAUAUUAACAUGGCAUUUAGGUGCUGCCUUUAUUUUAGGAAUUCCUAAUUUUAGGAAUUGCAAUUUCAAAGUCCAACGUCAUAUUUUCAUGCUGUGUAGUUUCAUUUCAGUACCUGGAGUUGGAAUUAUUUAGAACUUUUUUUAUUUGAAGUAUUUGCAUCAGUUGUGCAGUGUUUGGAGAUGCGUGCGUAAAACUGUGAUAGCGUGUAUGAGUAUUGGAAAUUUACUGCACCACACUCGAGAAAUAUUUUAUAGAUUUUUUUGGUUUUAUUUUAUCUGAAUAGAUUAAAAAACAAUUAACAACAUUUUAUGAUAUUUGCAAGGACGAUUAACUUGUUAAUCAUUGCGCAUCAAGUUUUCAAGUUUCUCUUUAAGUAAGAUUUGUACUGAGGGGAAAAACCUUUAACGUUUUUAGGAUAUGAAUAUCAUGUGCGACAUUUUCAGGACUAGGUCUUUUCUAAGAAAUAUAUCCUUAUGUACAAUACAAUGCACGAAAAGUGUUCACAUGCCAGAUUCUCUUUUGUGUUUCAGUGCUGGCUGAAAUUCUAAUCCGUAAAAUGUGGAUGGAUGUCAUGCGUACUUUCGUGGAUUUAAAUCAGAAGUGGUAGAAAUCUGUGAGGCAGGUAUCAGCUGUUGGUUCUAAGAGUUACAUGAUUUGCUACUGACACGGGAAUUAGACCAAACCCAGAUUGUUAAAUGUAUCCGGCCACACAUAUUGUUCUUACUUGCCAGUAUAAGGAAAUCUCAGCCAACCUCAGUGCACCAGUGUGUGAGUGUUGGUCACUACCUGCUACAUCCAAACAAUAGAGAGUUCAACCAGGGGACACGGCCGGCUCUGGCCAAUCAUCGGCUCAGAGCACUUCUUCUGACCCCUGACCUCUCGGCACACACAAUGUUCAGACCAUACAUCAGUGCUGAGACCUCCGCGAGCUUUUUCUUCUCAUUUAAGGUUUACGCAGAGACAGCGCGGAAACAAAAACGGUGCAUAGGUGUGAAUCUGAGCCAUGAAUUUUCCCUAAAUUAUUCUAAGAGACAGCUCUUCUGCAAUUCAUCACAGAAACACCCCUGUCAGGCCGUGUGGAGAGGGCUGAUAUGAGCAGAGACACGCUGGAAUUGUGCACGUAAUUUAGUGUGAUUUUCAAUGUGUGUCGACAUUGAUGGUUUCUUCACAAUAUUUAUGCCAGUAAUUGCAUAAUGAAUGGGCGUGCAAUGCGUUUAAUCGUAAAUUAGAUAAAACUGACGCUUGCCAAAAUUCCCAGAGUUAAAAUCCACAGAGUGACAUGAUUCACAACUUGCAGCUUUGUAGUAUUGGUUGCUGCUUGUCACCGAUUUAUUAACUACACAUGUCUGCGUACAUGAAAUGAAAAUGAGCAAAUUUGCUGCAGAAACGUUAAAGCAUGCUUCUGAAAGAGCUCUUCCGCUCUGUGCAGCACUUGCUGCAGACAUGGAGGUUGUGCAGAAGAUGGCGUUGAGGCUGACUGGCACCGCAGACUCCAAGAAGUCCAACUAGUUAAAUUACAGAUUCCAAGUCAUUUGAUUCGCGAAUAGAGGUCACUUCCAAUGUACUGAAAUUUUAAUUCGCCCGUUCACGUGACUUGUUGAAUAAUGAAUGCCCCGGGGUCAGAAAUAGAUCUGAAAAUCUGCCUUAUUUUCAUUUGAAGUGAUCCUCUGCAGGGUGCGAGUCACAUCUCUUCUCCCCUGACAAAACUCUAUCUGCUGGACUCAGACCGUCAUGACUUGUGAGUAGAUUUAGCUGAUUUUCUUUUUUUUCUUCAGUUUUGUGUAUAUCUUUUAAAAAAUGUAUAAAACGUCCCAGAAGAAGAGAUAUUCAUAGAAAUUGUAAUAUGUAUUGUAAUAUGACCUGUUUAUUAAUGUUUCUGAGGUUGCUGAAAACAUAUUUAGCUUAUUAUUAAACUCAGAUAAUCGUGUUUCUCUAUUUUAUUGCCAAACAUUUUAACUGACCUUUUUAUUACUUAAUGUGUGG
This is a messenger RNA of Toxotes jaculatrix (banded archerfish), 3683 nucleotides long. Its product is annotated as homeobox protein Hox-A4. Gene Ontology annotation, cellular component: nucleus. Gene Ontology annotation, molecular function: RNA polymerase II cis-regulatory region sequence-specific DNA binding; DNA-binding transcription factor activity, RNA polymerase II-specific. The record is from RefSeq and is a predicted model, not a curated record. The transcript has 2 exons. Gene Ontology annotation, biological process: embryonic skeletal system morphogenesis; regulation of transcription by RNA polymerase II; anterior/posterior pattern specification. NCBI's taxonomy places the organism in Eukaryota, Metazoa, Chordata, Actinopteri, Toxotidae. The coding region runs from base 63 to 809 and encodes 248 amino acids.